This is a messenger RNA of Capronia epimyces CBS 606.96, 969 nucleotides long. RefSeq lists its product as uncharacterized. The transcript is spliced from 2 exons. The coding region runs from base 1 to 969 and encodes 322 amino acids. The record is from RefSeq and is a predicted model, not a curated record. NCBI's taxonomy places the organism in Eukaryota, Fungi, Ascomycota, Eurotiomycetes, Chaetothyriales, Herpotrichiellaceae.
AUGGAUCAACCUCGGUACUCGCGUGAAACUACAGAUACCGAUGAGGAUGAGUACGAGUACGAGUAUGAUGAUACCGAAACAGAGACUUUUCUCGUCGAUCUGGAUCUCUCAUCCCUCAACCCAAUCACCAAAUUGAAUGUUCCAGGAGCCCCAAGACCCGUGGUACCCGCCAAAAGGCCUCUCGACAUAUCUGAUCCGCCAACGCCAGACCAAAAUGUGCCGGGCGCAUACACAGCAGACCCCAUCGAGGAUGAAGACCGGGACCUCCAAGAGCAGCGAAUUACACCUUCCGGCAACGCCGAGGAUAAUGAUGACGACGACGGGGUAUCGCCCUUCUCCACAAACGUGCAAAUCCUCGAUCUCAACAGCGAAAACCCGGUGAUUUCCUACUUGGAUCAAGUCUACAGCUGUACAUGGACAGAUCUGGUCGGCACCAGUAUGUUCUUUACGAACCCGGGGCUGAGCAAUCCUGCUGUCACGCUACUGUCAACAGACGACUAUGACUUGAUCGGCACGUCCCGGAUCAAACUCGUCGGUGACCGAGCCACGGUGUCCAGGAAGGCAGGGUCAAAGGGAGAAGUCCAUCCAGAGAGCGUGUACGCUGAAGGGCAGUCGCCUCAGGCUGAAGACGAGCCCAGAGGCCGGAGUCUAGGGAGCCUACUCCGCACCAAUCCUAAGACCAACGUCCAAAUUAAGAAACAAGCAGCGUUUCUAGAAAAGCUUAUGGACCUCAAGCGACAGCGCGGAGAAGAAGACGUUGUCCGAGCAUACGUGGAUGAAACGAUUGCAUCGAGUGACACCCCAAGUGUGGUACAACCCAUGCAGUCCGAGGUUGAGGAGCUGAAUCAAAGACUAGUCAAAGGAGAUGCAGCAGUUCUAGCAAGGCUUCAAGAAAUCUAUUCUCACACUGCGGAUCAAGAUUCAGAGCCCGGCGGUGCGACCGAAAGUCCCCAGGAAAAGCACGACUGA